This is a messenger RNA of Drosophila serrata, 1131 nucleotides long. RefSeq names its product beta-lactamase-like protein 2 homolog. Gene Ontology annotation, molecular function: single-stranded RNA binding; RNA endonuclease activity. Gene Ontology annotation, cellular component: mitochondrial matrix. Lineage: Eukaryota; Metazoa; Arthropoda; Insecta; Diptera; Drosophilidae. The record is from RefSeq and is a predicted model, not a curated record.
UUUUGUUAAAUUUCUGGUAUCAAAGUUCAUAUUAAUUGCAAUAAUACGCGUGUUAAUGCUGAUUUAAUAAGAGUCCAAGGAAGAUUAGAACCUUUAAAAUACUCUUCUUAAGGUGUCUUAUUUUGAUACUGUAUUUAAACGCCGUGAACGAUAAAAUGGCUUUGAUUCCCGCCGUAACCCGGCUGACCUCAUCUGUUAUCCGGAUCCUGGGCUGCAAUCCCAGUCCCAUGACACUCCAAGGCACAAACACCUACUUGUUGGGCAGUGGAAAGCGGCGAAUCCUGAUCGACACCGGCGACGAAGAUGUGCCGCAAUACAUUGAGCAUCUUAACGAUGUGCUGAAGCAGGAGCAGGCCUCCAUCGACACCAUCUUACUGACCCACUGGCACCACGAUCACGUCGGCGGCGUAAAGAGCAUUCUUGGAACCAAGUUGGCGGACAAGGACUGUCGCGUGUUCAAGUACAGACGCACGGACGCCCAGGAUGUGUGUCCCGAGAUACCCGGACAUAUCAAACUCCACCCGCUGGCACACAACCAGGAAUUCAAGACUGAGGGAGCCAAUGUGCGGGUGGUGCACACGCCAGGCCAUACCACUGAUCAUGUGGUGCUGGCAAUGAACGAAGGCACCCUCUUCAGCGGCGACUGCAUCCUGGGCGAGGGCACAGCCGUCUUCGAGGAUCUGUUCGAGUACAUGAAGAGUCUGGAGCGAAUACUAGACAUCAAGCCGCUGCGCAUUUUCCCGGGUCAUGGCAAUGUAAUCGAAGAACCAAUUGGCAAGAUCGAGUAUUACAUAAAUCAUCGGAACCAGCGAGAAGCGCAGAUCCUGGACUUCUUUGUCCAGCGUCCUAACGAACGCUGGCAGGCGAUGGAUGUGGUGCGGGUGGUCUACAAGGAGACGCCGGAGAACCUCUGGCCGGCCGCCGCUUACAAUGUCAACCAUCAUCUAAGCAAGUUGCAGAAGGAGGGAAAGUUGCGGCUUGACAAGACGGAUAAUAAGGAUGAGGAUGAGAAGUUCUACGUUUACCAGCAAAGUAGUGCCCUCUAGGUGAACUCAAGGCCUGAUUCGGUCUUCCCAAAUGUAUAUAUUCCUUUGAUAUUUAAAGUCCUUGCAUUAGUUUUCUUAUUGUUGG